This is a messenger RNA of Talaromyces atroroseus, 3612 nucleotides long. RefSeq names its product DNA mismatch repair protein msh6. Gene Ontology annotation, molecular function: ATP binding; mismatched DNA binding; ATP-dependent DNA damage sensor activity. Gene Ontology annotation, cellular component: MutSalpha complex; nucleus. The transcript has 5 exons. The record is from RefSeq and is a predicted model, not a curated record. The coding region runs from base 1 to 3612 and encodes 1203 amino acids. Lineage: Eukaryota; Fungi; Ascomycota; Eurotiomycetes; Eurotiales; Trichocomaceae. Gene Ontology annotation, biological process: mismatch repair.
AUGGCAAGAGGCGCCGCAUCGUCACCCGCCGCUGCAACAACGCCCGGUUUGAAACGAUCGACUUCCAGCACGCAGAAUAUGAAAAACCAGCGAUCCAUCUUGGGAUUCUUCCAAAAGUCUUCCCCGUCGACUCCUUCUACCGCUCAGCGUAAACCCGCAGCAGCGGAACCUGCAUCGUCGCCAGCACAACGCGCCGCCGACGCCAAAUCAGCUGUCAAGAGUAGCAACAAUAAAAAGGCUUUGCAGAGAUUGACACCGGCCCCUAGUAGCGACGCAAUUGAGCCCGAUGAGGAAACUCCUACUGUCAAAAAGAUCGGUAAUAAUGAAGACGACAACCAAUCCUCCUCCACUCCCACGAGACGGGCCAAGAAAAAGGUCAACUAUUUAGAGUCUGAUAGUGAAGGAGAGGAUGACGACGAUGAAAUUUUCCGGCCUCAGCCGUCGCGGAAGAGACGUCGACCAGCUGUCGAAAGCGAAGACGAGUUUGAGGUUGAUGGGGCAGAUGCCCACGUUUCAGAAGAUGAAAUGGACGAUUUUAUCGUUGCCGAUGACUCGGAAGAAGAUGCUCGACCGUCCAAGAAGAGAAAGAAGGUUUCCACUCGACCUGCCCAACGUAAUAACAACCCCUCCUUUGAUGAGCCUAAGGAACCGGCGGAUGAAGACCUUGAUUUGGAAAUUCCAGAUGCAACAGCUGGAGGAACAGCACAGAAAUGGACGUACGACCCAGAUAAUAAGGAACCCCGAAAGGAGCGCGAACAGGUGCUUUCUUCAGCUCCUGUUACAAAGCGCAAAGAAAAGGUUCAUGAAACUGAACCGGAAAAGAGAUACCCAUGGCUGGCCAACAUCAUGGACAUGGACAGAAACCCUCCUGGUCAUCCGGAUUACGACCCACGUAACAUUUAUAUCCCACCCCUAGCGUGGACAAAAUUCUCACCCUUCGAGAAACAGUACUGGGAAAUCAAACAGAAAUUCUGGGAUACCAUUGUGUUUUUCAAAAAGGGCAAGUUUUACGAGCUCUACGAGAAUGAUGCAACAAUCGGUCACCAACUGUUCGAUUUGAAGCUGACUGAUAGAGUUAAUAUGCGCAUGGUUGGCGUACCUGAAAUGAGUCUUGAUCACUGGGCCAAUCAGUUUGUCGCCAAAGGCUAUAAAAUCGCCCGAGUUGAUCAAUCAGAGUCUGCAUUGGGGAAGGAAAUGCGAGAGCGUGACGACAAGAAAGCCGCCAAGGGCGGCAAGGAAGACAAAAUUAUCAAGCGAGAAUUAUCCUGUGUUCUUACAGCUGGAACAUUGGUGGAGGGCUCUAUGCUUCAGGAUGACAUGUCAACGUACUGUGUUGCGAUCAAAGAAGUCAUCCUGGACGGACUCCCAGCAUUUGGCAUUGCGUUUGUUGAUACUGCUACGGGCCAGUUUUACUUGUCUGAAUUCAAAGACGAUGCAGACAUGACCAAGUUUGAAACAUUCGUUGCCCAAACACGGCCCCAGGAACUGCUAUUGGAGAAAUCUACAGUCAGCCACAAAGCAAUGCGUAUACUUAAAAAUAAUACAGGACCAACAACACUUUGGAACCAUCUUAAACCGGGGAAGGAAUUCUGGGAAGCGGACAUCGCAGUGAGAGAGCUAGAUUCCUCCGAAUACUUUGUUUCCAAAGAUCAAGACAACAUUGAAGCCUGGCCUGAGGUUCUGCGUGACGCUCGUGAGAAAGAGUAUGCCAUGUCAGCGUUUGGUGCAUUAGUACAAUAUCUCAGAGUCCUCAAGCUUGACCGUGAUCUCAUUUCCAUUGGCAACUUCACCUGGUACGAUCCGAUCCGCAAGGCCACAAGCUUGGUUCUUGACGGUCAAACUCUGAUAAACCUCGAGAUCUUUGCCAAUUCGUUUGAUGGCGGACUUGAAGGGACCCUAUUUCAGCUACUCAAUCGUUGUAUCACGCCAUUCGGCAAGCGUAUGUUCAAGCAAUGGGUGUGCCACCCAUUGAUGGAUAUCGAUAAAAUAAAUGCCCGAUUGGAUGCUGUUGAUGCGUUGAAUGCUGAUUCAACCAUUCGUGAUCAAUUCUCGUCUCAGUUAACCAAAAUGCCCGAUCUGGAACGGCUGAUAUCUCGCAUUCAUGCCGGAGCCUGCAAAGCACAAGAUUUCCUGCGAGUUUUAGAGGGAUUCGAGCAAAUCGAAUAUACAAUGAGUUUGCUCAAAGAUCUCGGAUCUGGUGAGGGUCUGAUAGGCAAACUUGUCACCUCCAUGCCUGACUUGGUAUCGCCUCUUGAAUACUGGAAGACUGCCUUUGAUCGACUCAAAGCUAAAGAGAAUGGCAUUCUUGUUCCUGAGCAGGGAAUCGAGGAAGACUUUGAUGCUUCUCAAGAAAUCAUUGAUCAGCUACACCGUGAUUUGGAAAAUAUUCUCAAAAAGGCGCGCCGUGAUCUCGGGUCCACCGCAAUCUGUUACAGAGACAAUGGUAAAGAGAUCUACCAACUCGAAGUUCCUAUCAAAGUCAAGAACAUCCCGAAGAACUGGGAUCAGAUGUCAGCAACUAAGCAAGUGAAGCGUUAUUACUUCCCGGAAUUGCGAGCAGUAAUCCGGAAGCUUCAGGAGGCACAAGAAACUCAUAGUCAGAUCGUGAAGGAAGUCGCAGGUCGAUUUUAUGCACGUUUUGAUGAGGAAUAUGACACCUGGCUGAAAUCUAUCCGGAUAGUUUCACAGCUAGACUGUCUGAUUAGCUUGGCUAAAGCUUCCUCGUCUCUUGGACAGCCCAGCUGCAGACCAGAGUUUGUCGACAACGAUCGAAGUGUGCUCGAAUUCGAAGAACUCCGCCAUCCUUGUAUGUUGCAAAAUGUGACAGACUUUAUCCCCAACGAUGUGCAGCUUGGAGGCAACGCUGCAAGUAUAAACCUCUUGACUGGCGCAAAUGCAGCUGGUAAAUCCACGAUUCUUCGCAUGACUUGUGUUGCCGUUAUAAUGGCUCAAAUUGGAUGCUACCUUCCUUGCCAGAGCGCUCGGCUAAGCCCUGUUGACCGCAUCAUGUCUCGACUCGGUGCAAACGAUAACAUUUUCGCAGCUCAAUCGACCUUCUUCGUGGAGCUGUCAGAAACGAAGAAGAUUUUAUCAGAGGCAACGCCUCGGUCCCUAGUGAUCCUAGAUGAACUAGGUCGUGGCACUAGCUCGUACGACGGUGUAGCCGUAGCACAGGCCGUAUUACAUCACAUCGCGACACAUGUCGGAGCGUUAGGGUUCUUCGCUACCCACUAUCACUCCCUCGCCGCAGAGUUCGAGGGCCAUCCCGAAAUCGCCCCGAAACGGAUGCGUAUCCACGUCGACGACGAAGAACGACGAGUCACUUUUCUCUACAAACUGGAAGAUGGCGUCGCCGAAGGCAGUUUCGGUAUGCAUUGUGCUGCUAUGUGCGGCAUUCCCAACAAAGUAAUCGAGAACGCCGAGGCUGCUGCCAAGCAGUGGGAGCAUACCAGUCGUUUGACCGAGAGUCUGGAGCGUCGUAAAGGCGGUGGUCUCGUCGGUCUAGGCUGGUGGAGUGAUGUGGCCUGGUUGCUUCGUGACGAUAAUAGGACGGAGGGCGAGGCAUUUGAUCGAGGGCUGGAGAUUCUCAGAAAGGCUAUUGAGACGUUGUAA